This is a messenger RNA of Diachasma alloeum, 3142 nucleotides long. Its product is annotated as dnaJ homolog subfamily C member 7. Gene Ontology annotation, molecular function: nucleic acid binding; zinc ion binding; protein binding. The record is from RefSeq and is a predicted model, not a curated record. NCBI's taxonomy places the organism in Eukaryota, Metazoa, Arthropoda, Insecta, Hymenoptera, Braconidae. The coding region runs from base 226 to 2121 and encodes 631 amino acids. The transcript is spliced from 3 exons.
CAGCGCUUCACCCGUUUGCCUCGCGGACAACGAAAAAAUUCGAAUCACUUCGUUGGGAAUCGUCACAAACCGUCAGUCGGGUAGAUCCCGAAGCAUCCCCUUCAAUCCCACGUAAAGUUUCUAGUGUUGAAGAAUCAUUGAAGCUGUUAACAAAAUACGACCUUUAGUGAUUGUUUUUAAUGUGAGGAUAAAUUCGUAAAAAACAAAAGAAAAAUCCAAAGAAAAAUGUACGGAGGACAACGUCGCGGGAGGGCCGACGGUGACCUUGACUCAGACGACAUUUUCAUGGACAGAGAUCGACCAGACGCUAAUUCAACUGAAAACAAUUACCAGCAGGCCAAGAAUAUGUUGACGACUUGUCAAGAUUGUGGUUUAACGUGGAAAAAUGGACACGGUUGCAAAGCUACUGGGAAGAUUUGCCUCAAGUGCGGUCAGAUCGGACAUUUUGCUCGUGUUUGCCGUUUCACCGGCGAAGAGGACUCUCUGAAGCAGAAUGAUGGAAACAAGUCGAAUAGUAAUUCAGUAAAGAAGAUUAAAAAGGCAAAGAGAUCUAGUAAGAGUGAUUCUAAGGAGAACAGGAGUGAUUUCAACUUCAGUAGGCACAAUGGGGAGGCUAAUAAUAACAACAAACAGAAUUUCAAGGACAAACAGAGGGGCCACACAGAGAGUCAGAAGACGAGUUUCAAGGACGAUGAGGCCAUGAAGGAAGAGGCUAAUGGGCUUUAUAAGCAGGGAAAAUUCAAGCAGGCCCUUGCAAAGUACACAAAACUCAUUGAACUCUGCCCAACAAAUGCAAACCAUUACAGCAACAGAUCAGCCUGCUACAUGAUGAUGGAGCAGUACGAGCAUGCCCUGAUCGAUGCAAGAAAGACCAUCGAGAUUGAUCCCAAGCACAUCAAGGCCCACACUCGUCUCGUGAAAUGUGCCGUAUCCCUCGGGAAGACAAUGGUAGCAGAGACAGCCCUCACGAAGCUCUCAGAAGUUGAUCCCAGCAACGAGAUCCUGGCCCCCCAGCGUAAGAAGCUGAAAGAAGUCCAAAAGCAUCUCGAAAACGAGACUGAAGCAGUCGCAUCCAAGCAGUAUAAGAAAGCUUUAUUGGAGAUCAACAAGUGUCUCGCCACUUGUAACAAGUCCAUCCCCUUCAAACUCCGCAAGGGUGAAUACCUGGCACUCUUGGGAAGGUACAAAGAUGCUGAGGCAGCAGCCAAAGAUGUGCUUCUCGUGGAGUCAUCGAACAUCGAGGCCAAAUACAUCUUAGGUCUCUGCAUUUAUCAAUCAGACGUGGACAGGGCUGUUGACUACCUCAGAGAGACUCUUCGUCUUGUUCCAGACCACAAGAAGCUGGUUUCACUGUACAAGAAGGCUAAGAAAUUGGCAGACAAGAAGAAAGCUGGAAACGACGCUGUCAAGAACAGGGACUACGAUGAAGCAUUAAAGUUUUAUGCAGAGGCUAUGGCAGUGGAUCCUAAGAACACUGGGAUGAAGAAGAAGCUGCACUACAACAUGGCUCUCGCUUAUUACAAGUUGGGGAGUCUUCGAAAGACGAUUGAAGAGUGCUCGAAGGCUCUGGGGAUUGACCCCAUGUAUAUGAAGGCUUUGAUGAGGAGGGGACGUUGCUACAUGGACCUCAAGGAGUGGGAAGAAGCUGUCAAGGAUCUGACGAGGGCCUGCAAGCUCGAUGAUGACAAGGACUGCAGGAAACUUCUUGAUGAAGCUAAGCAGAAGCUGGCUACUGUCAAAAAGGACUACUACAAGAUCAUCGGAGUGUCUCGUAAUGCGUCCCAGGAGGACAUCAAGAAGGCCUAUAGGCAGCAGGCUCUUCUUCAUCAUCCUGAUCGUCAUGCUACUGCCACUCAUGAGGAGCUGAAGAUGCAUGAGAAGAAGUUCAAGGAAAUUACUCAGGCUUACAGGAUCAUCAUGAAGAAUCACAAGGCAAACAAGCCACAGCCACACUACCACUGUGCGGGCUGUUCGUUCAGUCAUGCCAAUUGUAGACAUGACGACGACGAUGAUGAUGAUGAUGAGUGGGAGCCAGACGACGACGAAAUUUACAGGCAUUACAUGAGAGAUGUAUUCUUCGCUUUCGUUACUUCCAUGAGGCAGAAUAGCUUUCGCUGCUAGCUUGAUAAUUUGGGGAUUAAGGGCUCUGAUGUUUCUGAUAGAAGUUUUUCUGGUAAUUGUUCUGUUCGUUGGGUAUCUUGAGGUAUCGUUAAUUCUUUGUAUUAUGGAUUUCCUAACUUCGAUUUAGGGGUUUCAUUACAAAAUGAUGGCAGCUGUUUGAAUUUUGUGUAGGACGUUUACCAUGGUCAAUAGAUUAUCCGUUUUUUAUAAUUUUUCUAGAUUUUGUUUCAACGUGAUUAAAAAUUGAAGUUGCAUCUUAUAAAUGGGGUCUCAAGCAGACUUUCAUCGUUAGUCGAGUGAAAAAUCGUCGUUGAAGUUCAUCUGUGGCAAACUGGGUGUUGAUAGCUUAAAAAUGAAAUCAAGGAACAAAAAACCUUUCUCAUAAUCUGAUUGACAUUAUAGACGCUUUAUUUGAAUGAAGAUUAAUUUCAUCAUUUGUUUAUGAAAUAAAGUGCGGAAAUAAGAUGAGUUGAAAAGCUAAGAUAAAAAGUUGAACGCUAAGUUGAAAGCUAAGAUCAUUGAGUUAUUCAUGAAUAUUUGUAAUCUGCCGAGAUUCAAGGAUAUUUAUCACGAGAACAUUUUUGUAAAGAAUUCCAAGGGCUAUAAAGAAGCUUCUCUCGUAAAUAUCAGUGAUCUCAAUGUAUCUGGUAUAUCGGUAAGAGAGUGCGAGCGUUUUUGAGUUAUUUUCUUUCAUUAGUUAGUUACAGAGUUAGAGUCGGAGGUAAUUAGGAACAUCUCAGGGAUUUUCAAAGAAUCAAUGAAGAGUUGAUAGUAACACUUGACAUUUUUCACUAAAGGAGAGGAUAUAGAAAGGGGGGAUCUGGUUGUGUUGUAAAGUGAUAGUUUUGGACACUUUACAUGAAAAUCGAAACAUGUUCAGUCGUUACGACACAUUUAAUAAGUUUAAAUGCUGGAAGAUGGAGUUAUUGGGAUAAGUAAAGAUUGAUGAUUAUAAAGAGUUGAGAAAAUUACUGUUGGUGCAGCUACUGUAAAAGAUUUCCAAUAAAUGACUGAAGUUUUU